GCAACAAUGAUGGCAAUAUGGCAGCUUUCACUUCUGUCUCGUCCUAAAAAUCGUCUCCCGACAACAAAUCCUCCCUCCCGCUUGUCUCUCCACCAUCUUCCGACAGCAUUCGCGCCCCGCAGGCCUCGCCUCAAAUUGAACACUUGAGUCAGAUAUAGCUCGAAAGCCAAGCCUGCCCGUCGAGCUGGUCAUGACCUGAAAAGCCUCAGAUUGCCGGCCAUGUUGUGUUCUGGCUCUUCUCUGACCUCUGACCUGAUGCAGCUUCACGCCGGCCAGGCCAGGACAUCUUCGGAGCGCCCUCCAUCGCCACGCCGCUUGUCUCUCAGAAGGAGAGCAGUUCUUUCCCCGUGCUGACAACCCUGAAGGCCUAGACGGUUCCUCAGUGACGAGCGUGGUAGUCCCUUCAUCCACACUUGGUCUCUCCCAGGCCCCCUGCCUUUAGGUCAUAACCGUCGCUAACCCACCCCAAUCCUUAUUUGCUGGAAUACAGUCCAGUCCUACCCCGCGCGUAGCCUGUCUUCAAAAGAUGGCUCCCCCCAAGGCGCACGAGCCAUCGGAGCCAUCCAGAUCGGAACGACCUGUGUCGCCGGAAGAUGGCAAAGACUUGAAGUUUGGACAGCUCUGGAAGAACGCAGGCAAUCCUCCUCCUCGACCUCAACAACCAAGUGAUCAGCCCGAGACAGGACGGCGCCAAUCGCUGAUACACUUCCACACUGCGGAUGCAGAGGAUAUCAUUAGAAGGGAGAGUGUCGCACAGGGCACGGCUAGAAUGUCCUCCAAUGUGCCCAGAAGACUAUCGUCGCCCCCUCCUCCCAUAAACUACCAACGUGGUGUCUCGUUCGACACCUUCGACAAUCGAGAUGCAUCAACAGAAUCCUUUACCCUGAACUACAAGCAUCGCGACUAUACACACAACCGUCAAAGUAGGACUUUUCUGUGCGGGACAGAUGCAAAAGACUAUUCCGAGUAUGCGCUAGAGUGGAUGCUAGACGAGUUAGUCGACGAUGGGGACAUGAUCGUUUGCCUUCGGGUGAUUGAGAAAGAUGCACGACCAGGGGAAACAUCAUACGACCAUGGCAAGUAUAGAUUAGAGGCACAAAAGCUACUGGAUAGCGUUGUCAAAAAAAACAGUUCGGAGGAGAAGGCUAUUAGCAUCAUCAUGGAGUUGGCUGUUGGAAAGGUUCAAGAGAUCUUUCAGCGCAUGAUUGAGCUAUACGGACCCCAAGUACUGGUUGUCGGCACGCGAGGGAGAAACCUGGGAGGCAUGCAAGGGCUUCUCCCUGGUUCGGUUUCCAAAUAUUGCCUACAACACUCUCCUGUCCCCGUCAUUGUUGUCCGACCCACAUCGAAGAGGAUGAAGAAGAAACAGAAACGGCAAAUGGACACGGGUCGAAGUCUCUAUAGCAGUAUGCUUGAGCAUGCCCAGUCGGCUGGAGGUAAUCAUCUGUACGCUCAGGCCAACAGCACUUCAAUAUCGAUGGAAGCAACUCAAAAAGAGGCCGAUGCCGUCGUAAAGGCGAUCGGUCAACCUAAACGGGGUAUUCUGAAGGGCACGUAUGGUGGACCACUCACGCGGGUCACCUCAGCCAAAAGCGACAUAACCUCCGACGAAGAUUCUCCCGAAAGAAGUUUUGCGUUGCCCAUAGGAUAUCUGAGCACAGAAAGUGCCCCACGAGCAGACCUGGCCAUGAAAAGCCCGAGUAUUGCUGCUCUUGCGGAAGACUGGGACGAAAAACCGCCCAAAUCACCUAGGCAUGGCGCGAAGAAAGCAGACAGCGAGGCGGCUAUCUCUGAUGAAGAGGAUAUUCACCUGUUGGUGCCCAGGAUCGUGGAGGAACGACGGCCGUCUGUAAGAGAGACGACGCCCUGGUUGGCGGAUAUACUGCGAGACAAGCCACAAAGAAGGUCACCGAGCCAUGGUCGGUCGCCUUCUCGAUAACACUUUCGGAUGUAUCCUCUGGCCACGAUAAUUCCUACUCUUCCAUGGUCAACGCCCAUCUGGGUUUCCGGAAGUCAACUAGAACAGCUCAUGCAAAGCGCACUGUUGGAGCAGCCCUGAUCCCACUGCGCAGAAUCUCAUCUUUUGCGGAAGACAUCGAUUCUCCUUGCAAAUGGACAUAUGUAUACCACUACUUCAUCUUGAGAAGCCGGCCCACUCUACCGAGCAAGCAUCAGAUCCCUGGGAUAUUGGGUGCUAUCCUUGUCAGAUUACGACCCCUGGUGGCUUAUGCUGGUGUGAAAUAUAGACACAGCUGCUCAACGCAAACCACCACGGCAUUUAGCUUUGUCUGCAUCGAUUGUAAGGUAUUCAAGCAACAGGAGGGUGGCCAUAGAAGACAGUGGUAGUAGACUACUUUGGGUACUACCAAACACAUUUAAAUACAAAGACAUCUCAAUAUGACCGCUGAAGGUUCCAAGAUAA
This is a messenger RNA of Exophiala oligosperma, 2422 nucleotides long. RefSeq lists its product as uncharacterized. The transcript has 2 exons. The coding region runs from base 527 to 1939 and encodes 470 amino acids. NCBI's taxonomy places the organism in Eukaryota, Fungi, Ascomycota, Eurotiomycetes, Chaetothyriales, Herpotrichiellaceae. The record is from RefSeq and is a predicted model, not a curated record.